Tripterygium wilfordii is the source of this 1944-nucleotide messenger RNA. Its product is annotated as terpene synthase 10-like. Gene Ontology annotation, molecular function: terpene synthase activity; magnesium ion binding. The record is from RefSeq and is a predicted model, not a curated record. The coding region runs from base 60 to 1841 and encodes 593 amino acids. Gene Ontology annotation, biological process: diterpenoid biosynthetic process. Lineage: Eukaryota; Viridiplantae; Streptophyta; Magnoliopsida; Celastrales; Celastraceae. The transcript is spliced from 7 exons.
ACGCAUCACAAAACAAGUUGAUAUAACCAUAGACAUUAUAUAGCAAUCUUAUACCAGUAAUGGCUCUUAAUCAUCUCCCUGCAGCUUCACUAUCUAUACGCAUAUUAUCUGGCCUAAACCAACCAAGAAAUUACAUUUCCUUAAUGUCAUCACGCAAAAGCUUCGUUUCUCGUCCAAUCAAAUGUAGGAUUGCAGAGGAUGAAACCAUAAUCAGGCGAUCCGCGAACUUCCAACGGUCGAUUUGGGAUGACAGUUACAUUCAAUCACUGAAAAGUGACUAUACGGGAGAAUCAUAUGUUGAACAAGUUAACAAAAUGAAGAUUAGUGUGAAGAUGAUGCUGGAUAGUACUGUGGAUCAUGUCAAACAACUUGAGCUAAUCGAUACGUUGCAGAGACUUGGACUGUCUUACCACUUCAAGGAAGAAAUACAGAGCAUGAUAGAGAGCUUAUAUGACACCAUUUGUAGUGAUAAUAAAUGGAAGAACAGCAUGGACUUUAACUUAUAUGCUACAGCUCUCGGAUUCAGAAUUCUCCGACAACAUGGAUACAAAAUCAGUCAAGACGUCUUCUGUAGCUUCCAGGAUGAGAAAGGGAACUUCAAGGCCUGUAUUUCUAAUGAUAUCAAGGGAAUGCUACAUCUGUACGACGCUACGUUUCUGAUGGUAAGAGGUGAGAAUAUGUUGGAGGAUGCAAGGAAGUUCACUUCAGUUUAUCUAAAACACUGCGUCGAGCAAAACCGCGAUCAAGAUUGCGUUUUACUGGAGCUAGUGAGUCAUGCCUUGGAGCUUCCAUUGCACUGGAGAUUAUUAAGAAUUGAAGCAAGGUGGUUUAUUGAUGUUUAUGAGAGAACGCAAGGCAUGAAUCCAACUCUACUUGAGUUUGCUAAAUUGGAUUUCAAUAUGGUUCAAGCUAUGCACCAGGAAGACCUUCGACAUGAUUCAAGCUGGUGGACGUCGUCCGGGCUACCGGAAACAUUAUGCUUUACAAGAGACAGGUUGAUGGAGAAUUUUCUAUGGGCAGUUGGGUUGGGAUUUGAGCCUCAAUUUGGGUACAUGAGGAAAAUGAACACUAAGGUCCAUCAACUACUAACAACAGUUGAUGAUGUUUAUGACAUCUACGGUACCUUGGACGAGCUUGAGGUUUUUACAGAUGUUAUUCAGAGAUGGGAUAUCGAUGCAAUUGAGCAGCUUCCAGACUACAUGAAGAUGACAUUUUUCACUGUCUACAAUGCCAUGAACGAGAUUGCUUUCACUGCUCUUAAGGAACAAGGACUUAACAUCAUUCCUUGCUUAAAGAGAGUGUGGGGAGAUUUAAGCAAACGAUACAUAUUAGAAGCGAAGUGGUUUUAUAGCGGGUACAAGCCAACUCUAGAAGAAUACCUUGAAAAUGGAUGGGUUUCAAUAACAGCACCAGUAAUACUUAUCCACGCUUAUUUGGUGUCAACUCCACUAUCCAAAAAGGCCCUGGAAAGUUUGCCAGAGUAUCCAGAUAUUAUCCGUCACCCAUCGAUGAUUGUACGAUUGGCGGACGAUCUCGGAACUUCCUCGCAUGAAAUCAAGAGAGGAGAUAACCCAAAAUCAAUCCAGUGUUACAUGAACGAAACAGGAUCUUCGGAAGAAGAAGCAAGAGAGCACAUACACUAUUUGAUUAGUGAAACAUGGAAGAAGAUCAAUGAAGAACAACUUGAUGCAGAUUCUCCUUGGCCUCCAAUUUUUAAAGAAAUCGCACUGAACAUCGUAAGGACUUCCCAGGCCAUGUAUUUAUAUGGUGAUGGUCAUGCCAGUCAAGAUCACAAUGUCAAGGCACGCAUGGAGUCAUUGUUCAUCACACACAUCCCUUAAAAAAAAAUGUUUUGAUUUCUCAUAAGUGUUAUAAUUAGCACUAUAUGAUUUGGAUCGCAAUAUAUGUUUCAAAAUAGUAUUAUAUUUUUAGUUUCUACAACUA